Messenger RNA from Mesorhabditis spiculigera, 1800 nucleotides. Lineage: Eukaryota; Metazoa; Nematoda; Chromadorea; Rhabditida; Rhabditidae. The record is from the annotation of a GenBank genome assembly.
AUGCCACCAAGUUUUGCCCAGCCUAAUUGGACGGAGCCCUAUCGCGGAAUUCUGAUCACACUCGUCGAGCAGAAGGGUAUUGACUGCGCCCCCACCGAGCCCUCCCAGCAGGCCAACCAGCUCCAGAAGAACAUGCUCCACUUCCGCAGCAUCGUCGAGAUGUUUGUCUCCAUGAUGCCCGGGCUGAACGACGUGGCCGUGCUGGAGAAGUGGGCGUGGAUGUGCGAGAUGCACUACCGUAGCCAGAUUGUCGCCAAGGCCACCGGACUGAUGCGGUGGCGCUUUGCGAACGCGAUGAGCAAGAUACCCUACCAGAAUAAUUCGUUUCUACACAUCAUGUCGGAAGACCGUUUUGACGAGCUGUGCGUCAAGUUCACGACGACUGCCCAGGACGAUAUUAUGAGGAAUGAGUAUCGAGGGAUUUUGGCAGAAAUCGGCAAAUCGAACGAAGCCAAUUUCCUCGCCGCUCACCCCCAGGUGCCGCAGUUGCCGGGAGGCUCUCAAGCCAAAGCCAAGAUACUCGACGACGCUUCCGCGUCUGACAACGGCAAGAAGACUGCGCGCACGUCAUUUGUACAGUUCCAGGCCAAGCCCGGCCAAUACGAGCCCACAGUGCGAGAAGCGCUGAAUGCAAAGAUGCUGAGCGCAAAGAAUCUUCCCGACCCGGAAGCGCUUGAUUUCGAGGGUUUGUGCAUGGGAUCGAAGGCUCGGGAGAAUGGAGGCCUCUGGAAGCGAGAGAUGGUCGGCACGCUGGUGGAGGAGAUGAAGAACAACCCGCCAAUCUGGGAAGACCCCAGCCAGCACAGCCUCCGACCGCUGUGUGACAAACUCAAGUCUGAGCACCGGGCGACUUGGAUCACUGAAGACGACUGCCGCCGCCAAAUCGACGAGAUGCGCAUGGUGGUCGAUAAGCUUUCGCGAAAACGGCAGCUCCAAAUCGCGCCCGAAGUGCUAAACUUUUACAUGGCGCUGCAGCAGGUGCCGAGAACGUCCUUGCCUAAACCCCCGGUCACCACCAUCGUCAACACCACCACGCCGACACCGCCCACGCCUAUCGCCGCUGCGCCGACUACUGUACACGCCGAACCGAGCACCUCCACCGCCCUGUUCGAGCUGGCCGGCGCGUUCGCCGCGGCUACAAAGGCGCCAGACUCCGCGCUGACCAAUGGACUUGGCGAUUCGGCCGCGAAAAGGGUGAAAUACCCGGUGACGGCUUCCGUACCUGCCCCUGACGCUACCGUCGCCCAUUGGCUCUCCAUCGUCAGCCAACAGCUCGAAGCGGCCGCCCAGCGAAACAAUGGUCAUCUACCGACACCGACAGUCCCUCAAAUGCCGAUAUCUAUCAAUGGCCAUGAGAAUGUUUGGGUGCCCCCACGCGAAGACGAGCUAAACAAACCGAAACCGACCGUCUCCACCGUGUCGGCCACCGCCACCGCCGCCGUCAUGGUGAAGCCGCUCGAGGCGCCCGCUCUCCACAACAUCGGAAUCCAGAAUAUCGUCACCGAGCUGAGGAAUCGGAGAACAUCCCCGCCGGCCGCGGCGACGGCUACCAGUUCGGGGGCUGCGACAAAUGGGAGGAGUGCUGCCAAAUUCCCCGCCCACCAACAGCCCAGCUCGCCGGCACUCACCUCCACCGUGCGCCCGGAGAUGUGCUCGCAGUUCGAGACGGACAAGUGGAGCCUGCUAGGCCAACUGAUGGCGCAUCACGCGCGCGAGCUCGAGCGCGCCAAGGGCACCGGCAUCGCGCUCAAGUUCCAGAAGGACGUCACCGAGCUGAUCGCCAAGUACCACGAGAACCCG